AUGCAGGACCUAAAAGACGACGGGCAGAGUGUUUCCAUUGCUGUCCUUGAAUUUCCAGCUGGCACCACAAACCCGCCCCACACCCAUCCUCGCUCUGCUGAGCUUCUUUUCCUGAUUGGUGGUACCCUUCAAGUGGGGUUCGUUGACACGGCCAACAAGCUUUUUACUCAGACAUUACAAGUUGGUGAUAUAUUUGUGUUUCCAAAGGGUCUUGUGCACUUUCAAUACAACUCUGCAAAUGCAACCGCGCUAGCAAUUUCAGCUUUUGGAAGUGCAGAUGCUGGACUUGUUUCACUUCCCAACACUUUGUUCAACACUAGCAUUGACGACAAUGUCUUGGCUUUGUCCUUCAAGACCGACGUUGCCACCAUUCAACAUCUUAAUAAGGCUGGUCUUGCUCCCAAGCCCUAA
Molecule: messenger RNA, 411 nt
Organism: Corylus avellana
Lineage: Eukaryota; Viridiplantae; Streptophyta; Magnoliopsida; Fagales; Betulaceae
Source: RefSeq, a predicted model, not a curated record